This is a messenger RNA of Lutzomyia longipalpis, 4664 nucleotides long. RefSeq names its product DNA-binding protein Ewg (gene ewg). Gene Ontology annotation, molecular function: DNA-binding transcription factor activity, RNA polymerase II-specific; RNA polymerase II cis-regulatory region sequence-specific DNA binding. The record is from RefSeq and is a predicted model, not a curated record. Bases 314 to 2188 code for a protein of 624 amino acids. Gene Ontology annotation, biological process: regulation of transcription by RNA polymerase II. Gene Ontology annotation, cellular component: nucleus. Lineage: Eukaryota; Metazoa; Arthropoda; Insecta; Diptera; Psychodidae. The transcript has 7 exons.
GUGGUGAAUUGGUCGCAAUGGCGAGUGCUUUUGUGGUGAAAAUAUAUUUUCAUCAAUUUUAUCGAUCCGAAAGUCAAAAAAGUGUGAAUUUUUGGAAAUUGUAGUGCAAAUUGUGGGUAAAAAGUGAUGUGGUAGUGUGCACAAUGGAGUGUUUUGUGUGAAAUUGCGUUGGCAUUGUAAAUAGCACGCAGGAAAACGAGCACGAUUGUGUGAGAAGAGAGAGAGAGAGAGUGAGGAGAAGAAAUAAUUUUUGAGACAAAAGGAAAACAGAUCCGCUACUAAAAUUUUGAAGUACACGCUGGCCACGGAGGAGAUGGAUACGUCCGAGGAGGCGAUCGAGAUGAUUGAGGAUGCCGCCAUCACGGGCGCCUCGGAUGAUGACGAUGGGAGCCCCAGUAGUCCCGAGAGCGCCUAUGAUGACGGCAAGGAUCUCAUGAAUAUCGCCAUGGGGGACGAUGUGACGGCGCAAUUGGCAGCAGCUGGUCCCGUGGGGGUGGCAGCAGCUGCUGCCAUUGCGUCUGCAAAGAAAAAGAAGCGCCCCCAUUCAUUUGAGACGAAUCCCUCAAUCCGCAAACGACAGCAGAAUCGUCUUCUGCGCAAACUGAGGCAAACGAUCUUUGAAUUUGCCACGAGAGUUGGUCAGCAGGCUAUUGUCUUAGUGGCAACGCCCGGAAAACCAAAUACCAGCUACAAAGUUUUCGGCGCUAAACCACUGGAGGAUGUGGUUAAGAACCUCAAAAGUAUUGUCAUGGAGGAACUGGAGACAGCCCUGGCACAGCAAGCACCACCACCACCGCAGGAAGAUCCAUCGCUCUUUGAGCUUCCACCGCUUAUAAUUGAUGGCAUCCCAACGCCAGUGGAGAAGAUGACGCAGGCUCAGCUACGAGCCUUCAUUCCUCUCAUGCUCAAGUACUCAACGGGUCGUGGAAAGCCAGGCUGGGGGCGAGAAUCCACACGGCCACAGUGGUGGCCGUUGGAGCUGCCCUGGGCCAAUGUUCGUAUGGAUGCACGCACAGAGGAGGAGAAGCAGAAGAUCAGCUGGACUCAUGCAUUGCGCAAGAUUGUCAUUAAUUGCUACAAAUAUCACGGCAGAGAGGACCUCUUGCCGGCAUUCUCCGAAGAAGACGAAAAGGCCAACAUUCUGGCUACGUCCAAUGCCACAACGACUACAGCAUCCAACGUGGGGGUGUUGAAAUUUCACAAUGGGGGCACUGUGACGUCGGCAAGCAAUCAGCAAACCACAAAGAUUCAGAUUCAGUCGCCGACACAGACAAUAGCAAACGCACAGGUUUGCCUAGACCCGUUGGCACUAACAGAUGUGGAUUACACACAAAAUAUGCUACAGACCAUCACAAAUGCCGAUGGAUCAUUGUCAAUAAUCCACGUGGAUCCCAGUAAUUCAAUAAUAACACUUCCAGAUGGAACAACAGCACAAGUCCAAGGAGUUGCGUUGACGACCCAAGGUGAAGGAACCACCGUGCACACAGUUCAGGGUAUUGAGGGUAAUGGACAGACGGAGAAUAUGACGGUUGACCUGACAGAAGCUGGCUUGGGUCAGGAGAAUCAGCUAAUCAUCACAGGGGAAGAUGGUCAAGGGUAUCCGGUGUCUGUGAGUGGCAUGAUUACAGUUCCUGUGUCCUCCAUGUACCAGAUGGUGGCAAAUAUACAGCACCUGCAUCAGAAUGGCGACGGCACUGUGUGCCUCACCCCAAUUCAGGUACCCCAGUCUCAAUUACAUACUAGUCUACGGCAUCUUAGUGGCAAUAAGGUCAUCCAUGCGACCAUCAAUGCUGCUGCCAUGGCAAAGGGUCUCACGGGGCAGACGUCGAGUCUCAUUUAUCAAAUUAAACAAGAGGCCACGGCACCCACAGAGACCCCGAGCAAUAAUAACAACAACAACAAUAAUCACCUCCAGGGCAGUGGCGGCGGCGGCGUCGGUGGUGGUGGUAUCCCCAAUGGGGCGACGGUAUCAGUGUUUGAGCCAAAGGAAGAGCCGGAGGAGAGUAGGUGCAAUAGUAGUGCCAUAGGGCAUACAGAUUCUAGUCAACCACAGGCCAUCAUUGACUCCGAAGGCAAUCUCAUUAUACAAAUGCGCACAGCACCGGCUCCUCCCACCACCACAGCAUCUGCCGCCGUUGCUGCCCAUUCCACCCCCGCGCAACCCAUUAAAGUUGACUUUGAACCCUAAAAAUUCACCUUUCCCACCUCCCAUCCAACAGCUCCAUUUCCUCGCAUUUUAUUUCUUUAUUUUUUUUCUUAAUUAUUUAUUCUUUCCCAGUUGAUUCAGCGUAUUUUUAUAUUUUUUUCUUUGUGGUAGAAAAAAGCACACAGAUUGCGUUAAAUUUGUAAAGAAAAGAAAAGAUUUUUUUUAAAUAUUUUAUGAAGAAAAAAAAAUUUUGCUUUAUAGUGAUUUUUCAACAAAAAAAAGUUUUUUUUCCAUUAGGAAACGUUGCAAUUUAAAAUAAUCUUACAUUGAAGAUUUUUAGAAUGUUUGAAAAUCAAAAACUAAUUACUAUUAGGCCUUAUUCAGCGACCAAGAAACUCUUGAAAUCUUUGAAAUUUGUACUGAAUUUUUUUUUCUAGUCUAGUAUUUUUUUUAAUGAAAACUAGGACUUUCAGUGGAAGAACAGAACCAUUAAAAGAAUUUUAAAAUCACUUAAUUAGGAAGAAAGUUUAAAAAAAAUUAAAUCCAAUCCAAAUUCUUUAAAUUGCAAUGUUCCCUAGUUUAGUAUGGAACCUAUUGUGAGUAUUUUCUUUCAUUUUAUAAAUUUUAUUUCUUUUUCGUUUGUUUUAGUCAGUCGUGUGUGUUCUUUAUGAAUUAUUUUUCUCUUUUUUUAAAUAUUUUUUUCAAUGGAUAAAAAAGUUCUUUAACAUAGAAAAAAAAGAUGAAAAAGAACUAAAUUAAAACAAAUGGCUAAAAAAUCUAUUACCAUUAAUUUAUUUUACAUAGUAUUGAGUAUUUUUCUACCCUUAAUUGUAUUUAAAAAAAAAUACAAAAAAUGAAAAAUAGUUUUAAAGAAAAAUGUGUUUUUCGCAGUAAAAUGGCGUUUUAUUAAUUUUUAUUGCGAGAAUUUCUUUAAAAUUUUCUUAAAACAACGCGGACUUUUUUUUCUUUAGAGAGAAAAAUAAAAUAAUUUGUGCAAUUUUUAAAUCUUGAAAAGAACAAGAGCUUCUAAAAAAAAAGAAUUAAAAAAAGAUUUUUUUUUGUAAAAUUAGUUCUUCAUACCAAAUAAUGCCUAUAUGUGUAUAGAAGCGCAAAAACCAUAGAAAGUACAAGUUUACCUUUUAAUUAUUAAUGUUUUAUUUUUUUACAUUAAAUUCUAGUGAGAAAAUUAUGAUUUAUGUAUAAAUGAUUAUUUUAUUUAUUUUGCAAACUUUAUUUAUUUUAUUUUUUUUCAUUUUAUCACCACAAAUCUCCAUUAUUACAAUAUUAGUUUAUACCAAAAAUUAAAAAAAAUGAAGGAAGAAGAUAAAAUUAGUGAGAGUUUAUACGUUUUAUGUCGAGGUGAAUGUUUUACGGAAGAAUUUUAUGUUUUAAUUGAAAAAUUCUCUUGUCAUUUAACAAUUUUUUUGUGGAUAAUCUAAAGAACACAAAAGAAUUAAAUCUUAAAAAUAAGAGAGAAAGAAAACGCAUGGUCUUAAAUUUAAAUAAAAAUUCAUAGGAGAACAAAAGGAGAGAAAGCAUUGCAAUCUUAUUGCACUAAUUUAAUCACUCGAAAGCCAAAAUCUUUGUGAUUUCAGAGAACCUCUAUUAUUAUUAUUUUUUAGCUUUUUUUAAUUUGCAGCGUAGUUGGAGAUAUUUUAUUUUAUUUUUAAAAUUCUAUUUAAUUUCGCAUUGUGCAUAGAACCUUUUUUUUGUCACAGAGUAGAUUUGUGCGUGAGUGAUGAGAAAUUUCUUUUAUUUAGAGAAGAAUUUUGUGAGUUUUUUGUGUGUGAGAAAAAUUUGCAAAGAAAAAAAAGAAGGAAAUCUUCAAUUUAGUCAGAUAAAAGAAAGAAAAUCAACGACAAAAAUAUUAAUUUAUUAAAACAAAACAAAGUCCCAUUUUACUUAAAAAGUAAAAGAAAUGAAAGAAAUGAAUUUGAUUUAGAAUGUAGGUUAUUAAUUUAAAAAAAAAUAAAAUUAGGAGAAUGUUUCGCAAAUUUAUCCGAUAAUUAUAAAUUUGUUUAAUCUGAUGAAUUUUGUGGCAUUUUUUUCAAUAUUUUUAAUCAAAUUUUGUGUAAUAUUUGUUUUUCUAAUUAUUAUUUCUUCUUAACAAUUUAUAAAAAGAAAAAUUAAUCCAAACAAAUAAGAAAGUCAAAUGACAGUGAUCUCUUUAUUUUAUUAUUUUUAUUUUGUAUUAGUCAAUUCAGUAAUUUUUAAUUUCUUUGCUGUAUUUUUUUUUUUAUUUUGUAAAAAUCCCUAUAUUAGUUGGACUGAAAGAAAAGAAAAAGCAUAAGAAAAAAAAUCAAAUUAAUGCCACACAAGCCAUAGAUUUGCCUAUCGUCAUUGUGUUAAAACAAACAAGUAGUUUGUAGUUUAAUUUUUAAUUUUAUUUUCGCUUUAAAAGAAGGAAAGAUAAACUUUUCCCCAGUGAAGGAGAAACUUUAAUUUUUUAUGUGUAAAGAAAAAUUCAUCGAUGUUGUAUUUUAGAAUAAAAGAAAAACAUCUCUUUGUGUCCUUUUAA